GCGAUUUGCCACGUACACAUUCGACCUGUGUGCCAACAAUGCAUUAAAUAUGAGCUAAAAUCGAAAGAAGUAGCAGCGAAACAUGUGUAAAUCUACCUUUUGAACCCACCAUCGCUUGGAAAAUUUGGCGACGGUGAAGUUAUCUCCCCAAAUCUCUCUUCAUCCUCCUUAUUUCGAGGUCAAGCUAGAAAAGGCGUCAUGAUGAGGAUGCUUUCAAGAUUUCUACUUUUACUUUUGCUGGUUCUCCCAUCCACACUGCUGUUCACAAGCAAUAAUGGUGCCCUGGCUGCCAAAGAUCAGAGAGAAACUCGUGACAACCUUGAAGAUAUCUUGGAUGGGGAGGAGAUAGAGGAAGAGGAGGAGGAAGAUGAAGAAGAUGGACAGGUUGAGACAGAAGAAGAUGUAGAAGAAGAAGGGACAGCAGUAGAAGCAGGAGAAGGGGAAGAGGAGGAGGAUGAAGAGGAAGAGCCCCCACUGAAGGCAUCACCAGAUGCUGACACAACCUUUCUUUUCACUACAAAUUCAGAGAAAGAAAUCCCAGUGACUAUCCCAUUACAAGUCUUGGUUGGAUUUACAAACAAUGGCCAACUUGAUUUCACAAUUGACAGUCUACAUGCAUCUCUACGGUAUCCACAGGACUUCUCAUUUUACAUGUACAAUUUCACAGAGAAAGAAUACAACACAGUAGUAGAACCCAACAAAGAAGCAACAUUUGAAUAUUCAUUCCAAGCAGGAGAGGUCUUUGCUGCACGUCAGUUUGGAUUCGUUGUUGAGCUCGCAUACAAAGAUUCAGAAGGAAACCUUUUUUCAGAUGCUGUUUUCAAUGACACAGUUUCUCUUAUUGAAUUAGAUGAAGGUCUAGACACAGAAACAUUUUUCCUGUAUGUGUUCCUAGCAGCAUUGAUUGUUCUAGCUUUUGUUGUAAUACAACAAAUCAUGGCAUCCUUUGGGAAAAAGAAGAAGCCAUCAAAACAAGUUGUUGAAACUGGAACCUCUAACCACACAGAUGUAGAUUAUGACUGGAUUCCAAAAGAAAAUAUUGCAGUUACAAAAAAAACACCAUCACCACGCAGAUCUCCAAGGAGGCGCACAAAGAGAUCAACAGGAUCAGGAGAUGAGUAAACAAUAAUCAAUAAUGUAGAUUCCAAAUUAGAAAAACCUUAGACAACUAUUGAAUAAUUGCCAGAUACUCGCAUGAACCCAUCAAAUCAAAUUCAUAAAGGAGGUUCAUUUUAGAACAUAGGCACCAUUUCAUGAAGCUUGUCAGCACUGAAAAGUCAUUCUCUGACAGUUCCUAAUAGUUCCUAACGGUUACUAUACUAACAGGCAGAAACCAGUGCUUCUCUGCCAAUCAGAACCAAUGAUUUAGCUGAAAUUGUCACAGCUGAUAAUUUAGCCAUUGAUGAUAACUUUCAUGUAAUUCACGCUCCCCCCCCCCCCAUUGUUUUUUGGCUCAGAAUCAUAAUUGUCUUACUGUUACUUUAGUAACUUUAGUAAAUUCAACAUGCCCUUUCAUGAUACAUUUAUGCUCCCUUGGUCUACUUACAGGUAUCCUGUAAGCUUGGGCAAUAUGAGCUUGCAUUAUCCCUAUUUCAGUAUGCUUAGCAAUGUGGGGACCUCCUUUGUGAAUUCUGGCUAUCAAAGUAGCAUUCCACACAUAUUAGAAUCCUACAAGAUUGAUCAAACUGGAUCAUCACAAGUAAUAAUAGUAUUUGAAGGUUUGAACAUCUUGCUAAAUGACUUAAUCCAACUGUUUUUGUAAAAUAUGAGAAUACAAAGCUGUUCAUACGUGUUGUAUGUUUUAUUGUGUCAUUUUGUAAUUAAGUGUGUGGACUCAGAUGUGCAUAUGUCUACCCUUAUGCAUUGACUUGCUUUCAGAGAAGCAAUGAAGGAACCAUGAUGGUCAUAUGCAGUAAUAUUUCAGUGUUGAAAUCAUGACUUUCUCUUACAAUUUUCCCAAACUUCACAUUAAAAUCUUAAUGUGUCAUCACUGAUUGUACAUAAUAGAGCUAUGAUAAGGAACCUUGGACAUAAAACCUUGUUCUCUUAUUGUCUUGUAAAUUCUGCUUUCCAUGAUGGGAUUUCAAUACAAAAAUUACUGUUUUUUCCUCUUUUUUUUCUCUAGAAUAUUUAGGACAUGUUUUUGGAAUGCUUUAUUUCUUAUGUAGUUUUGUCUUUUUGAAUGUUAGAUAUGUCAGUUAUCCUUUCUUUUGGUGGUGAUGGGUAGAGAUCAUCAAAGAAUUCAAUACUAUUGCAAUAUGCAUUUGAAAUAUGCAAUGCUAUUCAUUUAUUUUUCUUGGCUCAACAAGAGAAUAAUUGAGUGAUAAACAGAAAUUGUCAUUAAUGUACAAGUAAAUUUCAAUAUUGCAAAUGUGAAUUUGGCACAAUUUUGUAUUUUGUAAUUACCUGAAUUUAAAUUCCAUUAUGUGUGUUAUCCUUGUUGGUAAUUCUGUAUUUCCAAGGAGCUCAGAGCUCAUUAAAAGUCCCCUGACAUGCAAAUGCAUAAUAUCUUCUGUAAGUAUUGUGAGUUUUUGCUUGAACACCAAAUCAUUACCUGUUUGGUAUAAAUGUGCAUCAUGUGAUUUCAAUAUUUUUUAAUUUAAUUUUUCUUGCAUUUGUUUGCAGUGUGCUAAGCCCCGCCUCCUUAAAAUCUACUAGAUAAUUUUUUGCCUCUUGUGAUGUCACAGGAGGCAGUAAUAAGCAUAACAAUACACAAUGCAUUGCAACUUGCCAUAAAUAUGUACUUACAAUGGCAUCAUAAGUCUUAAAAAAUUACCACCUCACAACUUCUUUGGAAAACAUUUUUGACAAUUCAGUAACUAUGACAGUUUGAAUGGUUGUGAUAUGGUAUUGUAUGAAGACUUGUGAUGCCAUUGUAAGUACAUACUUGUAGUUAUGGCAAGUUGCAUAGCAUUGUGUAUUAUGCUUUUCCUGCCUCCUGUGACAUCACAAGAGGCAACAAAUUAUUUAGUGGAUUUUAAGGAGGCGGGGCUUAGCAUACUGCAGAUAAAUGCAAGAAAAAUGAAACAAAAAAUAUUGAAAUAAUACAAUGUACAAAUAGAAACCUAACAUGUAAUGAGUUGAUGAAGUAACGACCCAUACACAUAACUUGAACAUAUUAUGCAUUUGCUUGUCAGGCAAAACCUGAUUUGUGAUUACAUGUAAGUGUACUGAUUUUCUUAAUUGAAAUGUGAGUGAUGCUAUGAAAUAACACUUAAACAUAUAUGUUCCUUUUCUUGUGUAAAUACUUAUGUACAUCUCUUAUAUUUUUUUCUUUGAAUUCAUUCCUUUAUGGUCCACUCCCCAUAGAUAUAGUAGUGAAGGAAUUCUAUCUUGCCUUAGAGCAAAUGUCUAAAAUUAUAUUUUUUGUGAUAUAAAUUUAAUAAAAGACUUGAGCAAAACUAAUAUAUCUUUUUUUAACCAAAAAAAAAACGUGAGGAGUACCAUGUUCACAUUUACAUGUAUUAAAUUAUUGAUACGGAUAUUUAGCAGUAUUACCAGUGUUUAGGGUUCUAGUAGUAUUUCCUCAUAGAUAUUGACUUGUAGAACAUUUGGACAUAGAUAAGUACAAGUAUGAUCUCUAGUGGAGCUUCUCUCUGCUGAACAUUUGUUUCUUGAAUUUUCCUUCUUUAGAUUUGAAAACGGGGCAUUGUGCAAAGUUAUAACACAUUUUUGUAAGCCCCCAAAUUAUAAAGGCAGAGGGAAGGUUUUUUUUUUAAUUGAAAUUCAACUGCCAUUGGAAUUAUACAUUCAAGAUAGUUCAAAGACAACUGCAUGUAUUUCAUAUAAUGAGUAUGAAGGAGAAUAGAUAUCUCUCUCUGGUCAAACCAAAACAAUCUAUGUAACUAAAUGAGCUCAUAUCCACCUUCCUUGUGCAUUGAAGAGGGUGUAGGUCUGUAGGGCAUGCGAUGUAUUACCAUACAGUGUAGAAUGAGUUUCCUAUGAUUAAACCAUACAUUACUGGUGUGUUUGAUAUUACAAUCAAAUUUCUUAUGAUACUAUAGUAAAUAAACAAAACAAAAUGAACUAACCA
Molecule: messenger RNA, 4033 nt
Organism: Lytechinus pictus (painted urchin)
Lineage: Eukaryota; Metazoa; Echinodermata; Echinoidea; Temnopleuroida; Toxopneustidae
Product: translocon-associated protein subunit alpha-like
Exons: 9
Coding region: 199-1122 (307 amino acids)
Cellular component (GO): endoplasmic reticulum; endoplasmic reticulum membrane
Source: RefSeq, a predicted model, not a curated record